This is a messenger RNA of Aegilops tauschii subsp. strangulata, 1555 nucleotides long. RefSeq names its product putative calcium-binding protein CML23. Gene Ontology annotation, molecular function: calcium ion binding. The record is from RefSeq and is a predicted model, not a curated record. Lineage: Eukaryota; Viridiplantae; Streptophyta; Magnoliopsida; Poales; Poaceae.
CAAAAUUUAACUCGCUCUUGGUGUCACCGUAGAAAUGCGGUACUACGUGCUACUAAUUGGCUAGUUGCUGAACUUGAUCAAACACCGUUCCCAUUUGCUUGCCCAUGCCAACAUUCUCAGCUAUAAAUACCAACACGCAACAGCUCGAUCUCAAUCAGCAGCAAACCAGCGACGAACUCAGCAUCAAGCACCGAAAGACAAAUCAAUCUUUGCAGGCGACUCACCAUGGCCGCAUCAGAUGAGUUCAGGCGCGUGUUCUCGGCGUUCGACCAGGACGGCGACGGCAAGAUCUCCACGGCCGAGCUGCGGCUCUGCAUGAAGGCGGCCCUGGGCGGCGACAUGUCGGCCGAGGAGGUGCAGGCCCUGAUGGCCUCCGCGGACGCCGACGGCGACGGCCUGCUGGACGAGGAGGAGUUCCUGAGGCUGGUGCGGGAGACGGACGCCGGCAAGGAGGAACAGGGGGACAGGUGCCGGGAGGCGUUCGGGAUGUACGAGAUGGAAGGGAGGGGCUGCAUCACCCCGCUCAGCCUCAAGCUGAUGAUGAGCAGGCUGGGGCUGCACCUGGACGUCGUCGAGUGCCAGGCCAUGAUCCGCCGGUUUGACCUCAACGGCGACGGGUUGCUCACCUUCGACGAGUUCAAGACCAUGAUGAUGAUGGCAUGACGUACAAAAAGUCAAAAACUGAACUUUGUAUACUUUCUCUGGCUGAUUGUAAUUCCUUAAUUUCUAUCUUCGAUUCGGCGGCAGAUACAAUUGUAUUGUUCUAUAGUAGCCAACUAGACUGGCUUAAUAUCCCAACACCCAUAUCCUUUGAGAAAAACAAAGUGCCAAACUAAAAAAGAUGAACAAAUGACAAUGCUUCCAUUUCCAGUGCUCCACUAUAAUAUCAGUGGAUACCUGGGAGGGACAUGACACAUCUAUAAAAUGUUGCAACGAAGAAAAAACAUCUUUCCAGCAGCAUAAAUGGAAAUAUGAUACUAUAGUAAUUUUGAAAUCAAGACUUUAUACAGGAACGACCUUGUCUUACCUUGUCAAUGAUUAUCAUACCAAGACUAUAAAUAUCAAACUUGUAUGUGAUCUGUCCGCCAUAGAAUUCAGGUACCAUAUAUCCCCUACACGAAUAUUUAUGUAGCCAAAUUCAUAAGAAAAAGGGACCAAUAUGCAUUCAUACAUAACAAAAGAGAGUUUCCAAGAUCGAUAGCAAGCUUACAUAGUUCCGAACAAUUUUGAAGUAAAAUUCGGCUCUGAUUUUCAUUGAAGCAUCUCAAGAGACCAAAAUCACCAACUUUCGGCAUCAUAUUAUCAUCUAGCAAAAAUAUUUGCAGGUUUAAGAUCUAGGUGAACGAUGUGCUUUUGGCGAAGAUAAUAUAAACCGUCACAAACUCCAUAGAUAAUUUGAUAGCGCUUUCUCCAUUCAAGUCCAUGAGAUGCAUCUAUAAAAUGGGAGAGGAGAAAGUUGAUUUAGUAUUUACCGAAAAAGGCUUUACGCCCCACUUUAUAAAUAAAGCACCACCACCGAUACCACAAGUUACGAACAGAGUACAAAAGAAAACAG